CGGGCUCAUCUGCCCCGUACUCGUCAAUUUCUCUCCUUUCUACCCCUCUAGUCUCCCCAUCGUGCCCGCUCUCUCUUCUGCUUUCUACAACACAUAAACUAUGUCUUUCGCAGCUCUGAGAGCGUCCGCGCGUCGUGCGACCGCUUCUGCCGCUCGCGCUCCCCGCGUCGCAGUGCGUAAUGCUGCCAUUCGUCGGUACGCAACGGAGAGCACACCAGGCCCGAAGAGCAACGCUGCGCUCCUCGGCGCUCUUGGGGCCGCUGCUCUUGCUGGCGGUGCCUUGUGGGUCUACACCUCCAACUCCGACACGGCCAAGGAGGCUGGCACCGCGGUCAAGUCGGGUGCUCAGGCGGCCAAGGUUGCUGCCAACUAUGUCCCGACCAAGGAGGAUUACCAGAAGGUGUACAACCGCGUUGCAGAGAUUCUCGACCAGGCGGCUGAUAAGGGCUAUGACGAUGGGUCCUACGGUCCUGUGCUCGUCCGUCUCGCCUGGCACGCCUCCGGCACGUACGAUAAGGAGACCAACACUGGCGGCAGCAACUAUGCGACGAUGCGCUUCGAGCCCGAAGCCAAGCACGGCGCGAACAAUGGCCUGAACGUCGCACGCGACCUCCUCGAGCCCAUCAAGCAGGAGUUCCCGUGGAUCUCGUAUGGUGACCUUUGGACCUUGGCAGGCGUCGCGGCUAUUCAGGAGCUGGGCGGCCCCAAGAUUCCCUGGCGCCCGGGCCGCAUUGACGGCUUCGCCGCCCAGUGCACUCCUGACGGUCGUCUCCCCGACGCUGCGCAGGGUGCUGACCACGUCCGCAACAUCUUCUACCGCAUGGGCUUCAACGACCAGGAGAUUGUCGCGCUGGUUGGCGCGCACGCCCUCGGCCGCUGCCACCGCGACCGUUCGGGCUUCGAUGGCCCUUGGACGUUCUCGCCGACGAGCGUGACGAACGAGUUCUACAAGCUGCUUUUGAACGAGAAGUGGGUGUGGAAGAAGUGGGACGGCCCGAAGCAGCUCGAGGACAAGAAGACGCACAGCCUGAUGAUGCUCCCCACCGACUACGUCCUCAUCCAGGACAAGAGCUUCAAGAAGUGGGUCAAGGCGUACGCCGAGGACGAGCAGCUCUGGUUCAAGGACUUUGCCGCGGCGGUGUCGACGCUCUUUGAGCUCGGGGUGCCCACCCAGCAGUUCGUCUCGUCCGAGCCUUGGAUCUUGAAGGGCAGCGACGAGCAGUGAGCGCCCUAAGGGGUGCUGCUCCUGCCAGCGCGUGUCCCGAACGACGGUUCUGUCGUAGAGUCUAGAGUCUAGAGCUAGAAUAGAGUGUAGACGUUGGUUACGAUGCUUGGUUGUUCGGGAUUCUAUAGUAGGCCCUACGGUUCGCACUAUACUUAGCAGGGGGGGGUAGUAGGACGUAGUGGUUGGGAGAGGAGAAGGAUUGCGGGGUAAUGUGGGGGUAGGGAAGCAGAGGCGAUGGUGGAAAAGGAGCGGUGUAUCCGCACAGAGUCUUCUAUAUUCUAUUGCUAUUUUCUGCUCAUUACUGCUGCCUUGCUGAUAACACGUUACUCCCGUAUAACGUUCGC
Dichomitus squalens LYAD-421 SS1 is the source of this 1569-nucleotide messenger RNA. It is a transcript of the gene CCP1, whose product is annotated as heme peroxidase. Lineage: Eukaryota; Fungi; Basidiomycota; Agaricomycetes; Polyporales; Polyporaceae. Gene Ontology annotation, biological process: hydrogen peroxide catabolic process; response to reactive oxygen species; cellular response to oxidative stress. The transcript has 7 exons. The record is from RefSeq and is a predicted model, not a curated record. The coding region runs from base 101 to 1225 and encodes 374 amino acids. Gene Ontology annotation, molecular function: heme binding; peroxidase activity.